CACGAGCAUAUUUGAUAGAAAACCAACCAGCUAGGAUGCUAGCCAGAAUGAUCGUAGUCUUCCCGAAAACCUCACUAAAUAAUAUUAUUGAAAAAGUAUCUUCUGUCACUGCUGUCACCUGUUUGUUUGGGUUUUUGGAGACUGCAGCUGCAGCUGAUUCUUUCCAUACUCGUUACCAGUACUAGUACCGAACCAAAUUUAUUGAACAUUUAAUUAAUGUAGGCUAGCUAGCACUAACCAAGCGUUGUAUACUAGGAAGGACGCUGGCUAGCUAGCUAUACUAGUUUAGUUUGCUAACAAUCCAGCGUUGCUAACAAAGCUAGUGCUAGUCUUAUUAACUAGCAAUUAUUUGGGAACGUCGUUAGCUACAGAAGUGGCUAGCUAGCCAGACUAGCAAGGAAUGGAUCAUUUCCAGGGAAAGAUUUUGUACAUGGCUGAACCGAAGAUGAUGUUCUCGGUCUCGCACAAAACUGCAUUUGUGGUUGACCACUGCCCCUACAUGGCUGAAUCCAGCCGUCAACAGGUAGAGUGUGAUGUGCUUACCAAGAAUCGUGCACAGGGGGUUAUACCACUGGCUCCUGUAUCCAAGUCCCUAUGGACCUGUGCCGUAGAGUGCUCCAUGGAAUACUGCCGCAUCCUUUAUGAUGUAUACCCCACAAACAAACUGGUCAAUUACAUUGUCAGUGAUUCAGAGUUUCAUGUCCUGAACAGUUGGAGGCAAGGAGACCAGAGCACUCAAGAGCUCAUGUCAGCCCUGGCGGCUGUAGGGCCACCUAAUCCCCGGGAAGACCCUGAGUGCUGCAGCGUCCUGCAUGGGCUGGUGGCGGCAGUGGAGUCAUUGUGCAAGAUUACAGAGUUACAACACGAGACGCGCACCACUCUUAUGGACACUGCCGAGAGGGUUGCCAACAGAGGGCGCAUUAUCUGUCUCACCAAUGCAAAGAGUGAUACUCAUGUACGAAUGCUAGAGGAUUACGUCCAGGAAACGAUCCUAGAGCAAAACAAACUGGCAGCUGGCUCAGAUAGACUAAUGGCAAUCCAACAGUGUGAGCUGGUUCUAGUACACAUUUACCCCCAGGGCGAGGACACCUUGGUCUCUGAUCGGACAAAAAAAGAGGUGUCCCACCUGCUGACUAGUGAGGUCCACAGUGUACGGGCAGGGAGGCAUCUGGCCUCUAAACUGAACGUUCUGGUUCAGCAACACUUUGACUUGGCAUCUACAACCAUCACAAACAUACCCAUGAAGGAGGAGCAGCAUGCCAACACAUCAGCUAAUUAUGAUGUGGAACUUCUCCAUCACAAAGACGCCCACCUGGAGUUCUUCAAAAGUGGUGACCUCCACAUGGCAGGCAGUACCAGUCGAGACAGCGGGCUCAAAGAGACAGUUACACUUAAGUGGUGCACUCCUCGCACGAACAGCAUAGAACUGCACUACUGCACCGGAGCCUAUCGCAUCUCUCCUACAGAUGUCAACAGCCGUCCCUCUUCAUGUUUGACCAACUUCCUUCUUAAUGGACGUUCAGUUCUUCUGGAACAACCCCGGAAGUCAGGGUCAAAAGUCAUCAGCCACAUGCUGAGCAGUCAUGGGGGCGAAAUAUUCUUGCAUGUCCUCAAUAGUACCCGCUCCACCCUUGAGGACCCUCCAUCUAUUAGCGAGGGAUGCGGGGGGCGGGUCACAGACUACCGAAUUACAGACUUUGGGGAGUUUAUGAGGGAAAACCGUCUCACUCCUGUCCCAGAAUCCCAAUUUGCUGAUCUCUCAGAAAAGUCGCCUCUGGAAAGGGCCAAAGCCCAGCUGGAGCGCUACACUCGCUACUGGCCAAUGAUAAUCUCCCAGACUACCAUCUUCAACAUGCAGGCGGUGGUUCCACUUGCUAAUCUCAUAGUGAAGGAAAAUCUAAGUGAAGAAGAUGUGCUAACCUGUCAGAAAACUGUCUAUAAUCUUGUGGAAAUGGAAAGGAAGAACGACCCUCUGCCCAUCUCCACUGUUGGUUCCAGGGGCAAAGGCCCCAAAAGGGACGAGCAGUAUCGCAUCAUGUGGAAUGAACUGGAAACUCUAGUGAAAACCCAUGUGGGAGGAAGUGAAAAACACCAACGAGUUCUGGACUGUAUCAGUGCCUGCCGCAAGCCUCCCGAGGAAGAGGACAGAAAGAAAAGAGGAAGGAAGAGGGAAGACAAGGAAGACCGGUCGGAGAAGAAUGGCAACAAAGAGGCAGAUGACAAGAGCUGGCAAGAAUCUGAAAGGCUAAAAGGGUCAAUAGAGCGAGAGAAGGAAGAGCAGGAGCCCGAAGUGAUUAAGGACUCCCCUGACUCGCCUGAGCCUCUUAACAAGAAACCCCGUCUAACUUCAGAGGACAUUCAGCCUCUUGAAAAGCCCAAAGGCCCAGUCUCACUUCUCACGAUGUGGACCAAUAGAAUUACUGCAGCCAACUCCAGGAAGCACCAAGAGUUUGCUGGAAGGAUCAGCUCAGUCAACAACAAGGCCGAGUUAUACCAACACCUGAAUGGAGAGAAUGGGAUGGAUCACGAGAAUGGGAAAUCCACCAGAUAAUCUAUACAAGACUCCAGUCCUUCCUGUAUCAGUGUUUUUUUAAUGAGAUUUUGUAUGGAUUGGCCACUCAUGAGACAAAAUAAUAAAAAGUCAGUAUUUUUGGUGUUUUCACUUAGCUAAAAAAAUCUGAGUCUUUUGCUAUUGUAAUUUGUGAAAUAAUAUUAAACACAACAAUGGUUUUUGAAUGUUGAA
Messenger RNA from Hypomesus transpacificus, 2743 nucleotides. RefSeq names its product integrator complex subunit 13 (gene ints13). The record is from RefSeq and is a predicted model, not a curated record. Gene Ontology annotation, biological process: regulation of mitotic cell cycle; centrosome localization. Lineage: Eukaryota; Metazoa; Chordata; Actinopteri; Osmeriformes; Osmeridae. Gene Ontology annotation, cellular component: integrator complex. Bases 401 to 2551 code for a protein of 716 amino acids. The transcript is spliced from 17 exons.